GAGAAGAAUGAGAAGUUUGUGCGCUUGGAGAGUCAUAUAUUCUUCGACAAUGCCUAUGUGGAUACGAAUGAGGACGGACAGAGUGACACCUUGGCUGGCGAUCUAGGCUUCAACACUUACGCACAGAAACUGCUUGAGCUAGUCCCCCAGUUUGUGGAUGAGCGUAGAGCCAU
Molecule: messenger RNA, 173 nt
Organism: Sphaeroforma arctica JP610
Lineage: Eukaryota; Ichthyosporea; Ichthyophonida
Exons: 1
Source: RefSeq, a predicted model, not a curated record